CUAUAUCCAGCCACCACUUUAUCUUCUCUCUCGUUUCUUCUUCUCUCCCCUCUGACUAGAAAAAAAAAAAAAAAUUCUCUCUUCUUUCUCUCUGUGAGCAAUCAGAGAGUGCUUGAGGAGCCUCAAUGCCUCCUACCAGCUCAUGAUUUCAAUCAAUCAGAAAUUUCGAUUUUCUUUACUUUCGGGGUUUAUCCUUUAUUGGUGAACCUUGGCUCUCAGAAAUUUUAAAGCUAAUAACUGUGCACAAGAUUGGAAAUCUUCUACAGAGAGAGAAGGGCAGAGAAGUUUGGAAAAAAAAAAAAGAGAGAGAGAAGGGCGGAGAAGUUGACGUGGUUUGUAUAAGUGCUAAAUGGGGAUCUUUGAGGAGCUGGGUUUCUGUGGUAAUCUUGACUUUCUUUCUGCUCCAUCUGGGGAAGGGGAUGCAGCUCCAGAGCAUGAACUAGAGGCGACAGUGGAGGAGGAUUAUAGUGAUGACGAAACGGAUGUUGAUGAGCUCGAGAAGAGGAUGUGGAGAGAUAGAAUGCUAUUGAAGAAGAAGCUUAAAGAACAAACUAAGGGAAAGGAAGGAGUCGACAAUGCAAGACAGUGUCAAUCACAGGAACAAGCUCGGAGGAAGAAGAUGUCACGGGCACAAGAUGGAAUCCUGAAAUAUAUGCUGAAAAUGAUGGAAGUUUGCAAAGCUCAAGGUUUUGUUUAUGGAAUUAUCCCUGAAAAAGGAAAACCAGUGAGUGGCGCUUCUGACAAUCUGAGAGCAUGGUGGAAGGAAAAAGUAAGAUUUGAUCGUAAUGGCCCAGCUGCCAUUUCUAAGUAUCAGGCAGAUCAUUCAGUCCCUGGGAAGAAUGAACACUUCAGUGCGGUGGCAUCCACUCCUCACACCUUGCAGGAGCUCCAAGACACCACUCUUGGUUCACUUUUGUCAGCUUUGAUGCAGCACUGCAAUCCUCCCCAAAGACGUUUCCCAUUGGAGAAGGGUGUUGCCCCACCUUGGUGGCCUACUGGUAAUGAGGAAUGGUGGCCUCAACUAAAUCUGCCCAAGGAUCAGGGUCCUCCCCCAUACAAGAAGCCUCAUGAUCUGAAGAAGGCUUGGAAGGUUGGUGUUCUCACGGCUGUGAUAAAGCACAUGUCACCAGAUGUUGCCAAGAUCCGCAAGCUUGUUUGUCAGUCUAAAUGUUUGCAGGACAAAAUGACUGCUAAGGAGAGUGCCACUUGGCUAGCCAUUUUAAACCAGGAGGAAGCUUUGGCCCGGAGGCUAUAUCCUGAUACAUGUCCAUCUCCAUUUGCUGGUGGGAAUGACUCUCUAGCAAUCAGUGGAACUAGUGAUUAUGAUGUCGAAGGGGUUGAUGAUGAAGAAAAUGUUGAAAUAGAGGAUUGCAAACCUCUUGUUAAUCACUUCAACAUUGGAGCCACUGGACAAAGAGAGAGGCUGGGACCUCAGAUUAAGAGAGAGCUCAUUGAGAUCAACUCCGAUUUUGGUCAAAAGAGGAAGCAGCUGGCUGAAGAGCCACAAAUGAUGUUAAAUCAGAAGGUUUACACCUGCGAAUAUCUGCAGUGCCCGUAUCAUGAUUAUCGCCUAGGCUUUCUUGACAUAACUGCAAGAAACAAUCAUCAGUUGAAUUGUCCACACCGGAGUAAUUCUUCACAAGUGCUUGGAAUGUCAAGCUUUCAGCUUCGCAAUGAGAAACCUGUGAGCUUCUCUCUACCCAUUGCUCAACAACCUACACCAGCAAUUCAACAACCAGUGAACCAGUCAAGUAUGUUCAAUGAUUCGGGAGUUGGAAUUCAACAACCAGUGAACCAGUCAGGUAGGUUUGAUGCUUCAGGACUUGGAAUUGCUGAGGAUGGGAAGAAAAUGAUAUCGGAGCUUAUGUCAUUCUAUGAUAGUAAUAUUCAGCAGAACAAUAACUGCAAUCCUGGAAACCUCAAUGUUAUAGAUGAUCGCAAUCAGCAGCAGGUGAACUAUCAAUUUCCAGUGAAUGAUACCUUCUUUGGUCAAGGAGUGGACAUAGGACGCAACAUGAACAUGUCGGAACCAUCCCCCAUGCUUAUGCUUCAUCCGGGUUUUUCAUCCCCGGAAGUUCAGUUUGAUCAGUUGAUGGCAUUUGAGUCUCCAGUUGGAAACAAUUACAGUGAAGAUGUCGACAUAAGAUUUGACUCCCCCUUUCACUUGGCACCAGUUGGUUAUAAUGCUAUGGACCCUCCGGUGAACCAAGAUGCAUCUCCCUGGUUCCCAUGAAGUGGGGUUUCUUAUAUUAACUGCUCCAAUCUGCGUGUUGGAGUUACGCUGUUUAGGUGAAAGCUUCGUUUCAAGUUUAGUUGCUCUUUUUAUCUUUUGGACGUGUUAGAUGUUUAUAUGACUGCUAAUAUGUUACAUCCCAAAUCUGUGUUUAGGGGUGGCGUGGGUGGGGUGGGGUUGGUUUACACAGUUCUUGAGCAAAUAGAGAAGCUUCGUUAUGUUUGGCUGGGUAUUUAUCUGCCGGACUUGUUAGACGUCUAAAACCCUCGAGAACUUGGGGGUUUCUCGUACUGCAACUUUGUCAUCUAAGUAUAGGUAUAUAUCUAGUUGCAGUAUCGAGUAGAGCCAAUAAAGGACCGGAAAACCCAAUCUGAUGUUCUGUGCUUUUGUCGAAGUGUUGGAAACAUUUUUCCGGUUGCUAAAGUCGAUUUUGGCAUGUGGUUUUUGUAAUGUAUACACACAAGACAUCUAUAUAUAUAUGGUGGUUUUUAUAUAACUA
Molecule: messenger RNA, 2732 nt
Organism: Pyrus x bretschneideri (Chinese white pear)
Lineage: Eukaryota; Viridiplantae; Streptophyta; Magnoliopsida; Rosales; Rosaceae
Product: ETHYLENE INSENSITIVE 3-like 1 protein
Exons: 2
Coding region: 350-2233 (627 amino acids)
Cellular component (GO): nucleus
Molecular function (GO): DNA-binding transcription factor activity; DNA binding
Source: RefSeq, a predicted model, not a curated record